AUAUCAGAGGUGGGAGAUUGAAACUGAAUCUCACAAGAAUUCCCUUCCCAUAGUAUCAUAGAUAAUAAGUAUACAAACCGUACCCUCCUCUGCUCUACGCCUGAGUCCUGAUCUAGCCUAACGUUUGAAGCAAGUCAAGUCGAGGAGACACCGACACGCCUUUUGAUCAGGAAGAUCAUCGUCAAAUCAAAAUCAAAAUCGAAAAUGGCUGUGACCAUCAAGCAGGCUGCCCUGAUCGUCUCCUUUCUCGGCGUCUUGUCUUUCAUCUUCGGAGUCAUUGCCGAAAACAAGAAGCCAGCGGCUGGAACUCCAAUUUCUGGAAAAGAUGUGGUUAUUUGCAAAUAUCCAUCGGAUCCCUCGGUGGUUCUGGGCUACCUAUCGGUUGCAUUUCUGUCACUUUCUAGUUUCGCUGGCUAUUGGUCUCUGUUUUACCCUUACAAAGGAAAAUCUGUUCCACAUUCUGUUCUCUUCCAAAGCACUAGUUUCUUCGUCUUCUUCAACAUUGCCUUGUUUACAGGGGGCUUAGCAUUCACUCUGCUCUUAUGGCCAACCAUCACAGAGCAGCUUCACUUGACUCGCAAUGUUCACCACAAUCUCACCACAGAAUGCCCUACCGCUAAGACUGGACUCCUUGGUGGUGGUGCCUUUGUAUCCCUCGAUUCAGCCCUCUUCUGGCUAGUUGCCCUUAUGUUGGCUGAUAAUGCCCGAGAGGAUCACUUUGAUGAAGUUGAAAAGGAAAAUAAAGCUGACCCUGGUCAGGUUCUUACUGCUGAAUACCAUGUCAAAGGGGGUGCUGUGUAAUGCUUUUCAUGGCUCAUUUUCUAUCUUAUACCUUAUAUCUGUCCCAAACUAUCUUUAUCUUUUGUGUGUGGUUUAGACUUUUUCCAUUUCACAUUAAUAAUUGUCAGCUAGUAUUUGUUCAGCAUCACCAUGGAAUGAAAAUUUCUCAUUGUAAAUA
Messenger RNA from Durio zibethinus, 958 nucleotides. RefSeq names its product keratin-associated protein (DUF1218). The record is from RefSeq and is a predicted model, not a curated record. Lineage: Eukaryota; Viridiplantae; Streptophyta; Magnoliopsida; Malvales; Malvaceae.